CCUUUCUUUUUCCUUUCUACUUUCCCAACGGCCAGACAGAAAAAAUAGUAACGUGCAACUGACAAAAACUGUGGGGGACGGAUGAGGAAGCCGAGCACGAAAACUGAGAAAUUUGCGGGACGACGACCUCUCUCUCACCCCAUGGAUGCUCAAGAGAAAGAGUUGGUUCGUGAAUUCGAGAAGAGUCAAGCUCAACAGUAUCGUUUAUGGAGGAUUGGGUAGUUGUUGUAGCAUGUUCACUAGCAAUCGUAGGAUUACUUCCAUUCAAAGCAUCACCGGCGAUGGACUUGGUUGCACUUACACUUUUCUGAUUGAAUACAUGCUGAGAUUGUCAAGGGUUCGCUCGGAUGUAAUAUGGCUUCCAUUUGGACCUCUAAGCGGAGUUGGACUGACUGUGUACGUUGACCAUCUGCUAACUAAUUCAUCAGAAGAGAUAAGAAAACUUCGAGGCUAUGUUUAUGCUUACAAAGCUAUCUGAACCUUGUGUAUGUUUAUCUAUGCUUGGGCUGUAUGAAUUUGCAGGCUUCAAACAAUGGGGAUGUGCAGGCUUCAUGUCACCAGGAUUUCAUAAAAGAUCACAAAGAUUACUUAAGAGAGUAGUUUUAAACGAUAUUUCUUUGUAAUGUCUAUAAACAUAGACAAUUAGAGAGAUAGUGAUGAGGGGAUAUCUGUAAAGAUACAUUUUAUAGUGAAAAAGCAAUGUCUAAAAAAGGGGAGGAGAAGUUAAACUU
Molecule: messenger RNA, 731 nt
Organism: Pyrus x bretschneideri (Chinese white pear)
Lineage: Eukaryota; Viridiplantae; Streptophyta; Magnoliopsida; Rosales; Rosaceae
Exons: 6
Coding region: 146-478 (110 amino acids)
Source: RefSeq, a predicted model, not a curated record